This is a messenger RNA of Gadus morhua (Atlantic cod), 6235 nucleotides long. Its product is annotated as ataxin-1. Lineage: Eukaryota; Metazoa; Chordata; Actinopteri; Gadiformes; Gadidae. Bases 512 to 3085 code for a protein of 857 amino acids. Gene Ontology annotation, biological process: negative regulation of transcription by RNA polymerase II; nervous system development. The transcript has 4 exons. Gene Ontology annotation, cellular component: nucleus. The record is from RefSeq and is a predicted model, not a curated record. Gene Ontology annotation, molecular function: RNA binding; protein binding.
CACACACACACACACACACACACACACACACACACACACACACACACACACACACACACACACACGCACAAACACACACACACACACACAUCACACACACACAAGACAGGAGGACAUGGACUGCACAGCGGCUGUGCAGAGCAUGGAGUGAGCGGUUGCUGUGGAAAGCUGGAAAGAGACUGGGGGCCCAGUCUGAGGACCUGAGGGAGGUCAGGGAGGCGGGGCUACACUGCAGGGGAUCUCUUUCCUGGGAACCACAGGGGGAACACUAGAUUACUUCGUGGGGUUCAUGGAUGUUCUGAGCCAAUCAGAAAUGAUCCCUCAUGAACUACAGGGAGCUCCUUCAUUGAGCUGGUGGGACUCAAUCCUCUGUAGUCUGGCAUCUGAGGCCUGAGAACAGUAGAGAAUCAGUAGGGACGACCAACACAACACCCUGAACCCAGCCAGUAACGGUACAAAGACGGGAGACACGCAACAUACACGACAACAGGCUGUUUACGCACGUUUGACAAUGAAAUCCAACCAUGAGCGUAACAACGGAUGCCUGCCUCCUAAGAAGCGUGAGAUGCUGUCUCUGGAGCACAGGCCUGUGGCGGUGGCCACGGCGCCACAGGCCCCGCUGGCCCUCCCUCCCGAGGCCCUCCACACAGAGAACCUGGCCUGGCUCGCCAGUGUUGCCACCGAGCGCUGCAAGUCCCGGGAUGCAGAGAGUCACGGGUAUCCCAUCUCCUCCUCCUCCUUGUCGGUCCUGGCAGACACCUCCUCCGCAUCCCCCGUCAUUCCUUCUGCGGUCGGGCCGCUUUCCGUGCCCCUAGCCUCCCUUCCGACCGUGUACCCCAGCAGCCUCCCCCAGCAGCCCGGGACCAUCCAGUACGCCCAGCUCACUCCCAACGUCCAGUUCAUCAGCUCCGGGCCCUACGCCGGCUACAUCUCAUCCCACAUCCUCUCUGCCAACCCGGCCUCUACCACCAACAGCUCGGUGGGGCCCCGGCAUCAUCUGGACGGCUACACCACCGCCAUCAUCUCUCCCGGCGUCAAAGGGGAGCAGCAGCAGCAGUUCCAGAUCGGCCUCUCCUCCGCCGACCUUACCACCGUGUCCAUGGCCGGUUCAACGCAGGUCACCGGCCAGUACAUCCACCUGGACAGCAGGACGGCCCUGCCCAUGGCCGGGGGAACCGUCUCCUCCCAAGCAGGUCACCUACCCCUCCAGCUCCACACGCACCAGACCGUCCUCCCACAGACCCUCACCUUUGCCCCCUCCCAGCUGGUGGUCCAGUACAGCGACGGCUCACUGGUGAAGAAAGUGGAGGGCCACGGCAAGGCACUGCUCAACGGAGAAGGGGAGCUGCUGAAGCAGGCCGGGGCCACGGCUCAGACGCUGAACCACCACCAGCAGGUCCAGAGCUACGAGGCUCGACACAUCCUCCUCCCUGCGGACUAUGCCCAGAACCACAGCGGGCUGCAGACCUCCCUGGUGCUGGUGGCCCAGCAGCCAACUGCUGAGCCAGAGGCCAGCUCCAACAAGCUGUCCCUGCUGCACAAGGAGAAGGGCGGGAUCUGCCUGGGGAAGCCCGUCCACAGGACGUCUGCCUCAUACGCCUCGGAGGUAUUGAAGUCUUCCGGCCCGCAGAGAGUCCUUCAGACUGGCUUGUCCCCGGAGGAGAUGCCCGCCAGCCUCUACACCUCCACACAGCCUUCCAUCAUCGGCUACAUCUCCAGCGGCGGCCACCAGCAUGCCGUUAGCUACCACGGCACCCUACCUCAGCACCUGGUCAUCCCCAGUGGGCAGUCACUCCUCAUCCCAGUCAGCGGGACCUCCAGCGGUGUGAGCUCCGCCAUGGAGCAGGAGGUCAGCCACAAGCUGAAAGCCACCACCACCACCACCACCACCACCACCCACAUCUCCACCACCAUGCCCCACGCCUACCUGGCCACAGCGCUGUCGAAGUGUGAGGUGCUCAGCUCUGAAGGGCACCAGCUGCCCCCCACCAUUACCCAGGCAUCGCCGCUGCCCCACCCCAUUCUGCCCUCCAUCCCAGCUCCAUCUCCGGUUCCAACCUCCCCUGUAACUGCGCCGGCUCCUGCCCCGGUCCCUCCCGCAGGCACCGCCGCCCCGUCCUCGUCCCCCGUGGCGCUGCCUCCGUUCUUCAUGCGCGGCUCCAUCAUCCAGCUGGCGGACGGGGAGCUGAAGCGGGUGGAGGACCUGAAGACGGAAGACUUCAUCCACAGCGCUGAGAUCAGCAGUGAGCUGAAAAUCGACUCCAGCACGGUGGAGCGCAUCGACGACGGGCAGACGCCCAACGCCGUGGUCAUCCAGUUUGCCGUGGGAGAGCUCAAAGCGCAGGUAUGUGUGGAGGUGUUGCUGGAGUACCCCUUCUUCGUGUUUGGCCAGGGCUGGUCAUCCUGCAGCCCAGACCGGACCACCCGGCUGUUCGAGCUGUCCUGUGCCAAGCUGUGUGUGGGUGACGUCUGUGUGUCGCUCACCCUGAGGGGUCUCAGGAACGGCUCGGUCGCCAGCCCCCAUCCGACCGGAGGGGGUGCCAAACUGAGGACCGCCUCCCCCGAGCCCCCGCCGGGCGGCACGGACACGGCCCCACCGCAAUGCCACACGCUGGGCCCCCGUGCUGCAGGGGGCAGCAGCGCCAGGCUGCUGAUGAAGGCGGCCGUGGAGAAGCCCCAGGGCAACGGGACGACGGGAACAGGAGGUCAGCGCGUGCCGACCGGACCGGAGGUGUUCCCUUGGCCGGUCGGGGGAGGGGCGGGAGCAGUGCUGAAGAGCAGGGAGGAGGCGCACACCUCAGGGAACGGAGACGUCAGACACAGACGGGCGCACACGGACCACCUCUCCCCUGCUCCUCCUCCUGCACCUCCUCCUCCUCCACCUCCUCCACUUCCUCCUCCGUCCGAUGCCAUCGCCAUGGAAACGCAGAGACCGUCCUCGGGCCGUAAGCGGCGCUGGUCCGCUCCGGAGAGAGAGCAGACAGACAGGAGGGAGGAGGCUUCUCACCACGCUCUGCCCCAGCCCUCCUUCCUACCCCAGGAGAUGAAGAUCAGCAUCGAGGGGCGCUCCAGUGCAGGGAGCUGAAUGCGGAGGAGGACAGAGGAUACAUGAAGGACAAGAGGCCGUCUGAUUGGUAUAUCAACACGGCUCCAGUCAUCGCUGUCAUUGUCUGUCUUCAUCCAGACUACUGUGAUAUAGGCUUAGUUUACACCAUAUCUACAGGUUCAUGUUCCAUCCACGCCUGCACUCCACAGCGCAGUGCUGCGCCCUAGUGUACGGCGCCACAUCGAGGGCAGUGCAAUCUAUCUUGAGUGAAGUGUGUCUGGGGUGCACAAAGUCUGACUGGCAGCCGCCCAUCCAGGCAGCGUUUGGUUGAGUUCCUUUGUGUCAGGUCAGUUAUUAAUGCCCUUCGUCUUGGGAUUCACCCUGAAGAGUGAGGUUCAAUGCACCGGCUCCCUUUUUCUUUUUCAUUUGCCCUGGGGCAGACCCCAACUAAGAGAGCACAUAGACAUCUGGUAUGAUCCCCGGUUUUGGCGAGUAUAUCUCCUCCUGUAUGUCUCAUGUUUUGUUUCAUGUUGUCUGAGUCUAGGAUAAAGUCCAGAGAUAAAGGGAAACUGCUUUGUUUAUAACCAUGGAAACACUCGCUUAUCAACAAUCCCCGCCAUAGCGCUGAUGUUUCCUGCAUCUGAUGCAUUGGUAGAAUUACUUUCUUCUCUCUUUCCUCAUCAUUUAAAUUAUGACCUUUUUUUCUUCUUUUCUGGUGUAUCUUUCACAUUAAUGUGGAGGGGUGUGCCAGUGGUGGGUGUGUUGUAUGGGCCAUCAGGUAAACAGUGUGUCAUAGUGGAGCAAGUGUCAGGUCUUUGGCCAGUGGCUAUGGCUGAGACCGUCUUUAAAGAUAGCAGGUGCCUAGGUUGGGAAGGCUUGAAUGUACCCAUCCAUUUGUCCAGAGUUGACUCACAGAGGUGAUGCAUGUGUCUGUGUUUCGCCUAAUAAAGAAUACAUAAUCUCCAUGCUUGUAAUUUCAUGUGAAUGCUUUUGUAAUCCCUGGGUUGCAGUUGUACAGAGAUUCUAUGCAUCAUCAGAAGUCCUCAAUUUCAUAGUACUACUCUAUUGAUCCCUAGUUCCUAUAUCAUCUGUCAUUGUUAGAGAAAACUCAAUGGUCUCAAACCUCAACCUUAAUCUUGAGCAAUUAAUCAACUUCAUCUGUUUUUUUAAAUAUGCUCAUGGAUUAAUUGAUGAAAAUGUUAUAUUAUAUUACUUCCCAAACUAUUCAAAAUAUUGUAAGAAAUAGCCAAUUGUUAAAUUGUGAUAUUCUUUGGUUUUGGUUGUCAUAAUCUUCUCAAGCAGGGAACUGCACUUCUCUGCUGGUCAGACUCGCUUGUCUAGCUUUGUGGUGGUGGAAACCGAGCAUGCCAAUUUCUUUACAAUAGAGCCAAAACCAACAUUUUACAGUUCAUACUCAGGAACAGUGUGUACAAUCUUUGUCAGUAUGCUGGUGUGUAUCUGUGUUUGUGUGUGUGUGUUUGUGAGAGUGUCUGACUUGUCUGUCGGUCUCUGUUUGAGGGCCUGUGUGUGUAAACAUGAGCGUGUGUCAUAAGAGAAGCACUUCUAUUCACUUUGUUUGUAAAUGGAAAUAUGAACUGACUGUUUAAUCUAGUCCUGUCCUGCUCAUCUAUCAUGCUGAUGUAUUGGGUACUCUGGCACACAGUGUGCUCUGUACGUUCAGAUAGCUCUUUUUAAUUGUUUGUCAGAUGACUGACAAGUUACAUUUUUACAAGGUGAGAGUGAAAGGAACAUCACAUAUAGAUCACGUUGUUUAGAUACAGUUUAAAAGCACAGAACAAAUCCCAUAUGCAGCCUAUGAACGAGCCACAAGACCUCCUUAUCAAAUCAAAUCAUUCCAUGAGCUCACCCGUUUCACAGAGUCCUGCAACCAUUUACUCUCAGUUCACUUAUUGAUCCGAUGUAUAGGAAUGUGUUACAGUCAUAUAAACAGGUUACAGUCCACAAGGGGGAUAAAAAAAGUCAUUUUUCCAAUUUAUUUCUCUUGCACAUUGUAAAAAAUUGUUCAUAUAAGAAUAUUAUAAAAUAUUCAGUUAAUCAUGAUAGCCAUACUGUAUAUGUGUUCAAAUCAUCAAAACUCAUACGUUGUAUUACCCAGACUGUUGUGUUUUUGCUCAGGCUAAACACUGCCUUGUGACUGUUUUCCCCAACGAUAUGUAGUUUAACUGUUGCUAUCACGACGUUGUGCCGUUGUUAACUCAAAUAUGUCUACGAGACGACUAUUUCCUCUUGAUACGCUUGAGCAAGAGACAAAAAUACUUUUAUUCCAGAUGGAAGUUCACACUUGGGCCCUUGAAUCAACCUCAAUUGUAAACGUACCCUCUAUCUCUACGGUGGACCUGGCUCCUUGGUCCCUAGGUCCACCUUGAAGUCUGUUGUGAUUCUGAGUGUUGUGCGUGAGCACCACCUGCUGGUUCUCUAAGGGAACAGUACUUUAACCACUGUCGUGUGAACACCAUCUGUUGGUUCUCUAGGGAGCAGCACUUUGGCCAGUGUCGUGUGAGCACCACCUGCUGGUUCUCUAAGGGAACAGCACUUUGGCCUGUGUCGUGUGAGCACCACCUGCUGGUUCUCUUAGGGAACAGCAAUUUGGCCAGUGUCGUGUGAGGAGCACCACCCUCUGGUUCUCUAAGGGAACAGCACCUUGCCAGUGUGGUUGCUACGAGUUGUAUUCAUCGUGUAUUGUAUUGUACAGACAUUGUUGAUUGCCUAAGUCUUCCAAGAGUUAGGGUUAGGGUUAGUGUUAGGGUUAGUAAAGAUAUUCUUGACGUCAUUUAGGAGGAUAGACACUAGUAUACAUUUUCCCAUUUUACAGCAGACAGUGAAUAUCUGGUAAAGUAAAGGUUUACAUCUGAGACCGACUAAAUCGCCCCCCCCCCCCCCCCCACACACAACAAACACACAUUUGACACACAGGAACGUGACCUGAGAUUCCAUUAUUUGCACCAGCUCAAACAACCAGGACACGAUGGAUUAAAAUACUUACGAUUUUUUAAAUGGGUCAGUGAGUCUGUUGGAUAAAUCUCAUAUGUCUUGUAUACACGAUGAAUAAUGUUAAAAUAUUUUGAUGGUGUUAACGUUUGCUAUUAAGAAAAAUGUUAAAUCCUUAUUUCAAAUGUUUGCUUUACAUUUAUUCAAAUUUAUUGAAAGAAAUAAAGAGCAUAAAUACGA